GUUUCCCCUGCCACUGUGUCGGAAGUCUCCCGCGCAGUCGAGGCAAAUGGGUACCGGCGGGCGGAGCGGGCCGCGGCCGGGGAAGGGGAGCGCAGAGGAGGCGGCAGCGACUCCUAUUGCCGCCUCGGCAUCCUGCCAGUACAGGUGCAUCGAAUGUAACGAAGAAGCGAAGGAGCUGUACCGAGACUAUAACCACGGUGUGCUGAAGAUAACUAUAUGCAAAUCCUGCCAGAAACCUGUAGACAAGUAUAUCGAGUAUGAUCCUGUUAUCAUCUUAAUUAAUGCUAUUUUAUGCAAAGCCCAGGCCUACAGGCAUAUUCUUUUCAAUACUAAAAUAAAUAUCCACGGAAAACUCUGCAUAUUUUGUUUGCUUUGUGAGGCAUACCUGAGAUGGUGGCAGCUUCAGGAUUCAAACCAGAACACUGACCCUGAUGACUUGAUUAGAUAUGCUAAGGAGUGGGAUUUCUAUAGAAUGUUUGCAAUUGCUUCUUUAGAACAAACUGCCUUUUUUAUUGGCAUUUUUACUUUUCUGUGGGUCGAACGACCCAUGACAGUGAAAAAAAAGCUCAACUUCAUUUUACUGCUGAAAGCAUUAUUAUUAUCUAGCUAUGGAAAACUCUUGCUGAUUCCAGCUGUCAUUUGGGAACAUGACUACACACCUCUGUGCCUCAAACUGAUUAAAGUGUUUGUCCUUACAUCAAAUUUUCAGGCAAUUAGAGUGACCCUGAACAUCAACCGGAAACUGUCCUUGUUGGCCAUCCUGAGUGGAUUACUAUUGGAAAGCACCAUGGUCUACUUCUUCCAGAGGAUGGAGUGGGACAUUGGAAGUGAUUGUGCCAUCUAUAAAUCUCAAGACUUUUGAAGAGUUUUAUUCUUCUUUACUAUUUAUGGUAUGACCAGCUGCAUCUGAAAAAGAAAAGACAUGCAAUAUAAACCAAGCUACUUGUUUGUAAUGAGUGAAAUGAAGCAAAGAUUUGGAAACACUACCUAGAAACGAAAGCAAUGAUUAUGGCAGUGGAAACCCCCAACCUCCUGGCCCAUCCCCACACUCAAGAAUCAGCUAAACCACAUACAUACAGGUACACAUAGACGCAUGUAGAAACAUUCACACAACCACAGAGACUUGCUAGAGGAACUGAUGUAUGCAACAAGUGAAGAUUUAUUCAUUAUAGACACCCCAGGUAAGCAUUUGAAUUUAAAAAGGGAUAUGUGAGUUCAUAAUUCACAGUAAUAAAAUAUGUGCAUUUCAUUCCUUUGACAUGUUUAUACAUUUUUAAUUUAAGUGUAACAUUACUGACAUUAUAUAUUUGAAAUAAUAAUAUAUUAAAUUCUUACAACAGUAGAAACAAUAUUUUCAGAAGAAAUAGUUUUUGUAAAUUUUCUAUUCCAUAUCUUCCCUUAUAACUAAAUUACUCUCUAAAAUUAGCUAAUCCAAAAAUAAAUAAGAUACUAAAAACCACUGAAUUACACACUACAGGCAUGAAUUUUAUGGUAUGUAAAUUAUCUCUCAAUAAAGCUGUUAUUUUAAAAAAAAA
This is a messenger RNA of Trichechus manatus latirostris (Florida manatee), 1535 nucleotides long. It is a transcript of the gene ARV1, whose product is annotated as ARV1 homolog, fatty acid homeostasis modulator. Gene Ontology annotation, biological process: sterol metabolic process; sphingolipid metabolic process; intracellular sterol transport. The coding region runs from base 47 to 862 and encodes 271 amino acids. Lineage: Eukaryota; Metazoa; Chordata; Mammalia; Sirenia; Trichechidae. Gene Ontology annotation, cellular component: Golgi apparatus; cortical endoplasmic reticulum. The transcript is spliced from 6 exons. The record is from RefSeq and is a predicted model, not a curated record.